AUGUCCGAGGAGUACGGUGCCAUCAUUCAGAACCGCACCUGGUCUCUGGUUCCUCGCCCGGUUGGUGCUAAUGUUAUUUCAGGCAAGUGGAUCUUCAAGCACAAGUUUGGCGCUGAUGGCGGUCUUGCUUGGUACAAGGCCAGGUGGGUCGUACGUGGAUUCUCCCAGCAGCCUGGUAUUGACUACGACGAGACUUUUAGUCCUGUUGUCAAACCGGCUACGAUCCGCGUUGUACUCAGCAUCGCAGUCUCCCACGCUUGGCCGAUUCAUCAGCUCGAUGUCAAGAACGCCUUUCUUCAUGGUGACCUUGAUGAGGUGGUUCAUUGUGAGCAGCCACCCGGCUUCAUCGACCCUAUGCGCCCCCAACACGUCUGCCUGCUUCACAAGUCCCUUUAUGGACUUAAACAGGCGCCCCGCGCAUGGUACCAGCGGUUCGCUCAUCAUGCUCAUCGCCUUGGGUUCGUGGCGUCCCAGAGUGACGUGUCUCUCUUCGUGCUUCGGCGCGGUACCGAGAUGGCCUACAUGCUCCUCUAUGUUGACGACAUCAUCCUCACCGCCUCUAGCACCGGGCUUCUUCAACACAUCACCGACCAGCUCCACCGUGAGUUCUCCAUGACCGAUCUCGGGGACUUGUCCUACUUCCUCGGGAUCUCGGUUUCCCGCUCUACUUCGGGGAUGCUUCUCUCGCAGCGCCAGUACGCUAUCGACCUUCUUCAGCGCGCCGGUAUGAUGGACUGCAACCCGUGUGUGACGCCCAUCGACACACGUUGCAAGCUCUCUGCCGAUGAGGGACCACUCGUCACCGAUGCUACUGAGUACCGGAGCUUUGCCGGGGCACUUCAGUACCUGACGCUCACCCGCCCCGACAUUGCUCAUGCCGUCCAGCAGGCGUGCCUCUACAUGCACGCCCCUCGGGGGCCUCAUCUCAACCUCGUCAAGCGGAUCCUCCGCUACAUUCGUGGCACCCUCGACCUCGGCCUUCAGCUCCACUCCACGCCGGCCACCUCGCUCACUGCCUACUCCGAUGCGGAUUGGGCCGGCUGCCCCGACACACGCCGCUCAACAUCUGGAUACUGUGUCUAUCUCGGCGACAACCUGCUCUCCCGCCGCGGCCGCCGCUUCUACCCGCCGCCCCCCUCCUCCGCCCCCGCCGCCGACGCCUCCGACGGGUCGCCCAAGCCGCCGCCGUGGGAGGUGAGCACCCUCGCCUCGCCACGCCUCCACCCUCCCCAUCUCCCCAUCUCCUUCGUAUUAUGGGAUUUCGUACGGCACGAGCGCUCACCAUCUGACUCAAACCCGUGCGUGCAGGCCGCCGCGGCGGGGCCGGGGCUCGGCGGCGACGCCAUCGCCGCCCGAUCGUCCGUGCGCGGCGCCGAUCCUGCCGAUUUAGGUCUCGAGCCGUCGUUCGCGCUGAACCUGUUCCCGGAUGGGUACUCGGUCGGCGGGAUCGACAAGGGGAUGCUUGUGUUUCUGAUUGGUGAUGAUCCGGAGAGGAAGCCCUACAACAGGGCAUCCAGAUCUCUGCUCUCUGAUAUUGAGUAUGGCUGCUUGCCUAAAGAUAUAUUGCAUGGCAUCCCUUGCAAAUUCCAAAAUGGAAUUGUUGUUUGUGAGGUGCGGGACUACAGGUCCUUCCUGUCGAAUGGGGAUGAUUCUUCAGAAGACGACUUCCCCAUAAUGAACAGAAUUGCUCUUAGAUUGGGGACUGAAUGUGUUGUCAAUGAUCUAUCUUUGAUUGCGGAUGCUUCAUGGACUUAUCACGAGCAAUUGAUUGCUGAGUCGACCAUCAUUAAUUCCUUGCAACCCAGGCUUAAUUUGGACCCCAAGCCAUGCCUUGAAAAGCUAUGCAACUCUGUUAAGAAGAUUGAUUUAGGUCUACAUAAGGGAAGACGACGAAUGAAAGAGACGUCUCCUCUCAAUACUUCUCCUGGCCCUCCUGACAAAUGCAAGCCCAAGGAAUGCAACUCCUGUGAAGGUGCAGCAGUAUGCAUUGAGAAUUCAGCUCUAGAAGUGUUGCCAAGCGGAAUACUGAGCUGCUCGCCAGUGAAUUGUCCAUCACCUCCCCAAGUUAACACAGCAGUAUGCAUUGAGAAUUCAGCUCUAGAAGUCUUCCCAAGCGGAAUACUGAGCUGCUCGCCAGUGAAUUGUCCAUCACCUCCCCAAGUUAACACAGAAGUAUGCAUUGAGAAUUCAGCUCUAGAAGUCUUGCCAAGCGGAAUACUGAGCUGCUCGCCAGUGAACUGUCCAUCACCUCCCCAAGUUAACAGUGCCAAAUCAACUGUAGUGUCUGAUCCCGAAGAUACUACGCAAUGCUCUUCUACCAUUAUCAACAGCUCUGCUUUCUGUGAUAGGGAACAAAGUGCAUCAAGUACUCCUGCUUCUGAUAAUUUUCUUCAGAAUCAUGAUCAGCAGGCGGACUUAGCUAUCGUGAAGGUUGAUCAUAAAAAGGGGCCAUUGCUAACAGAGACAGUUCUACCACAAAAGAGAAAGGAGUGCUUGAAUCUUCUACAUCAAAGGCUGUUUUCAGUGAAAAGUGCAAGGUUGAGUUCCCAAAGUUCCGAUGACCAGUUUCAAAAGUCAGCGGGGGCUUCAAAUAAAGGUCUUAUGCUAGGAUCUCCAAAAGAACCGUCGGUUGAGGACAAGGUAGAUCAGGCAAUAGGCAACAAGGACAUGGAAGUACAUCAACAGAAGUCCUUCUCAACUCCUUCCUUGAACAUAAUAAAGGAUCCAUGUUCAGAAAAAUUCGCCGAAAAGGUUAAGCAGGGAUCUCGGAAAGAACUGCCAGUUGAGGUUAUGGUAGAUCAGACCAUGGGCAAAAAGGACGUAAGAUUACAGGAACAGAAGUCCUUCUCAGUUGUCCCAACAACUCACCCACUUCCUUCCUUCAACAUAAAUGAUCCAUGUUUAGAACAGUUCCCUGAAAAGGUUAAGCUGGGAUCUCCAAAAGAGCUGCCGGUUGAGGUCAAGUUAGAACAGCCAAUUGGCAGAGGAAAGGAAAAUGAGCCCCUGUCAAUACUCCCGACCACUCUUCCACAGUAUUCCUUGAACAGAAACAGUCUGCAUAUAGAAAAAAUCCCUGAAAAGGUUCACUCUUCCGAUACAAGGAUGAGAGAAAGUCAUCUGGUCUCAUGUGUAGAUGUGGACAAUCACGGAGGAGAGCUCAAAGACAGUUCAGUGACCUCUGUAACCUCCUGCAAUGCAAGUUCAAGAAAUGCAGACGCCAAACCUCACGAGGAUAAAGCUUCUACGGAGCCCCAACCUAUUACUUCAAACAUAAAAGUAUCAGGAACUUCUACCAUUUCUCUGAACGAGCAAGUCAAUUUCGAAGGGAACGGGCAGAAACAAGCUGAUAUUCUGGUCAGGCGUUCGUUUGAGGACAGAAGCUCAAAAGAGCCAGGUGUUACUGAUGGUACUAGUAGUCAAUUUGGUAUUUCUCCAGAUAUUGAGGUGUGCAUUGGACACCCUUUAUAUAACAUUGAACCUAACAUAGAAAGGAUUCUAUCAGAGGUCAUCCUGACCACCCAGAGGCAUGCACCAGAUGGGAAUGCUGCUAAAAUUGAUGGUCUUGAAACAUUGACGCCAGUGAAUUCCUGCUCACCAUCUUGUUUCAUUCGGUAUGAGGGUGCUGAGGGAAGUCCAUACAUGCGGGAAGAGACCAUUUCAUGCUGUCCAUCUAGGAGAACGAAACAUACUCGAAAUAUUAGAAGCUUUGUUUUUCACCGUGUACAGUAUUUCUGUAGAGGUAUAGUUGAUCAAUCUCAUUACAUACUUUGCCUUCUUGAGUCUGAAUCACCGGAUGACCAUCAAAUAGCUGUUGAAAUGAUAUCAGGAGAUGAGCGUUUUCACAUCGCUACUCUUCCCACUUCUGAUCAAGCAAAGAAGUUUGUGGAUCAAUUCAUUCUUCUGAUGAAACGCGAUGGCUACACACUAUGCAAUUCUACGGUCUGUAAUGGAUUCUCUGAACUCACACAGCAAUCCACAGAUGUAUCUCAGCCCGGCUAUCUGACUGGAGAACAUCCACAGUACCAGGGGUUCUCGCCUUCUGUUGCGAAAAGCGUUGUGAUUAAUGAAUGUAAGGAUGCAGGUUUUGCAUCGGAGAAGAGGCUCCCAGAUGUACAUGCCAAUGCUCGGCAGCAAGGGAGCCAGCAGUGGGGACUGCCAGAUGUACAUGCCAAUGUUCUGUAUCAAGGGAGUCGGCAGUGGGGCCUGACAGACGGGCAUGCAAAUGCCCAGCACGAAGGGAGUCAGCAGUGGGGGAUGCCAGAUGCACACAGAAAUGCCAUGCAGCAAGGGAGUACUCGGCAGCGGGGGCAGUCAUAUGCGCACACAAAUGUUCCACAGCAAGGUGGUAACCAGCAAUGGGGGCAACCAUAUGCACGCAGAAAUGUUCCGCAGCACAGGAGUAACCAGCAGUGGGGGCAACCAUAUGCACAUGCAAGUGUUCCGCAGCAAGGGAGUUACCAGCAGUGGGGGCAGCCAUACGCACACGCAAAUGUUCAGCAGCAAGGGGGUAAUCAGCAGUGGGGGCAAACACAUGCACACGGAAAUGUUCGGCGCCAAGGGAGCCAGAAGCAAUGGGGGCAAGCAUAUGCGCACACAAAAGUUCGGCGCCAAGGGAGCCAGCAGCAAUGGCGGAUGUCAGAUGCUCAUGCAAAUCCUCUGCGUCAAGGGAAACAGAAAUGGUGGCUGCCAGAUGAUCAUCAUAGUUCAAAGGCUAUGCACCAAGGGAGCCAGCAGCAAUGGGUACAGCCAGAGCAGCAACACCCAACGCCGGCAAACGUCGACGCAUCCCACUUCUCGAACCCCGGUUACCCAGUUGAGCAGCAGUACAACAGCAGAGUCUUCCAGGACCAGAGGCGGGCACCAUUCUCAGGCGGGGCGUGCUCAACGGAUCAGCACCAGCACCACUACUACCCCCAAAGCAGACAGGAUACACCAGGAGGGUCCGGCGAGAGACACACUAUGACCACAAGUAUGGGUGCAUGCAGCUAUGGCCAGUGGCACCAGACUCCGACUCCUCCCCCGCAGCAGCACGACGGCAGGACGUACCGGUGGGGUUUCCAGGAUUUCGGCAGGCAGGUGCAGAUCAACAACCUGCCUCCAAUGCAGGCCGGGAGGAGCGUGCUGCUGUCGGGGCUGCACCCAACUGGAAGCCCACAGACGACCUCUCCGACCACCGGCUCCGAUGGCAGCGUCACAAGCACGUUCCUGGUCCCUCCCAGCAGCUACCACCAGUGCCCGCCGCCGCCGCCGCAUGGGAUAUGCUGAAGGGCGAUGUUAUCAGGCAUGGUUUCGUUGGCGCGCCGUGCUUUUGGUGCAGGUUAAAAGCACAGGAAGUACUUGCAACACAUACUUUGCGGAUACUUUGUUUCGAUGAAGUUCCUUCUUUUGUCUCGCGCUUCGCUGGUUGAUAUAUAGCAGGUGCACAGUGGUUUGUCUAUGCUCUGGUAGCUUUAGCCUGAUGGCUACAUUUUUUUGCGGAGUACCAAGGGGUAGGACAUGCUUAGGAUGGGCUACUGAUGUUUUUGCUUGCAGCAUUCUGUCAUUGGCAGCUUGGUUGCUUGAGGCUCCUCCUGGGCGGCUAAUAUUAUACAGUAUGGAUUAUGGAAACUUUGUUCAGGAAUGGAGUUCUUUCCGUUCAUACUUUUUUUUUUUGAAACUAGGCAAAAGA
Triticum dicoccoides is the source of this 5668-nucleotide messenger RNA. RefSeq lists its product as uncharacterized. The transcript has 13 exons. Lineage: Eukaryota; Viridiplantae; Streptophyta; Magnoliopsida; Poales; Poaceae. The record is from RefSeq and is a predicted model, not a curated record. Gene Ontology annotation, cellular component: SAGA complex. The coding region runs from base 1 to 5265 and encodes 1754 amino acids. Gene Ontology annotation, biological process: regulation of transcription by RNA polymerase II. Gene Ontology annotation, molecular function: transcription coregulator activity.